Molecule: messenger RNA, 939 nt
Organism: Oppiella nova
Lineage: Eukaryota; Metazoa; Arthropoda; Arachnida; Sarcoptiformes; Oppiidae
Source: the annotation of a GenBank genome assembly
AUGUUAUCAAAUGAUAAACGUUUGGGUCUUUUGAAUAGCGUUGCGUUGAACGGGAAAUACAUUGACUUUUAUAGCCAUAAAAAGCGCCGAUUCGCUGGCAAUACCACUGAUGACCAGACAUCGGAUUCACUGGUGAUGGACAUGAAGGACAUGAUAAUCACGAACUAUUCGCAGCUCUAUUUGUCGACCAAAUUCAGUGAUAUUGUCAUCAAAGUGGAGGACCAGUCCAUGCCGUGCCAUAAGUUAGUAUUGGGCUCACAGUCGGACUUCUUUGACCGCCUCUUCGAGACCCAGAUGUUAGAGUCGACCCAAUCGGAGGUUGAGCUCAAAGAGACUGAUCCACAGCUGUUCCGAUUGCUUCUUAAGCUGACAUAUUGUGGUCGCAUUCAUCUUCAGUCAUUGGAUCCAACGGAUGUCAUCAAACUGUAUGGUCUGAUCCAAAGAUAUCAAUUCAAUGGCUUUGAAGCGCCGUUUUUAUCCAAAAUCAAGACAUUCGUCAACACAUCCAAUGUGUGGCAACUCUUGGAGACAUCGAUGGCCUCACAUCUGUCUGACUGUCAAACAGUUUGUCACAACUUCUUGGACACCAUUUGUGUCACAGACUCUCUUCUCUCUGAAGACUUCUUUGAGUUAUCCGUCGAGACAUUGAAGACUAUAUUAGUUCGCAAUUCAUUGCGCUUUUCAGAAGUGGAUCUCUUUCUGUUGGCAAAGAAGUUCAUUGAUGUCAACAAAUUGGAUGAUAAUACGAGUGAUGAACUGAUCCGUUGUGUGCGUUUACCACUCAUGAGAUACGAAGACCUCUUAAGUAUUGUCGGAAACAGUGGUUUAGUGUCAGACAAGAGGUUAAUGGAUGUGAUGAGAAGCAAGUCAUUGAUAGACAAUAUGGACAAUACAUGCCGUGAAUUGGUGAAGAAUAGGGCGCUAUUCCAUGGGUUGUAA